Messenger RNA from Eublepharis macularius, 982 nucleotides. RefSeq names its product myeloid derived growth factor (gene MYDGF). Gene Ontology annotation, biological process: positive regulation of endothelial cell proliferation; positive regulation of angiogenesis. NCBI's taxonomy places the organism in Eukaryota, Metazoa, Chordata, Lepidosauria, Squamata, Eublepharidae. The record is from RefSeq and is a predicted model, not a curated record. The coding region runs from base 16 to 534 and encodes 172 amino acids. The transcript is spliced from 6 exons.
UGUUUAGGUGUUUCCAUGAUGGCGGCGCCCAGCUCAGUCAGCGAGCGAUGGCUCCGGGAUGGCUUAGUUGCAGUCUUCUUCUUUUUGCACCUCUUUUAUUCCAUCGCCGGGACAAAGGAAGGCGCUAGCACGGCCGAAUUCGACGUGAGGCCUGGAGGAAUGGUCCACUCUUUUUCCAGAAGUUUGGGAGAUUAUACAUGUACUUUUACCUAUGCAGCUCAGGGCGGGACAAACGAGCAAUGGCAGAUGAGCGUUGGAGUCAGCGAAGACAAUUUACUGUUCUCCUGUUCAGUCUGGAGGCCCCAGGGAAAAUCCUAUCUCUUCUUUACCCAGUUUAAGGCAGAGGUGAAAGGGGCAAAGAUUGAAUAUGGCAUGGCUUACUCCGCGGCUGCAGCUGGUGGACAGAGUGACGUCCCUUUGAAGGAGGAGGAAUUCCAUGUGACAGAAAUGGCUGUAUCUCACAAGGAAGGCAAAUUCCGCUCGGAACUUUCCAAGCUGGUGAUCGUAGCAAAAACGGCCCACGACGAGCUGUGACACUUGAACGGGAAGGGGUUGUGCCUUGCUGGAAACAAUAUGGAUGCAUUGGCUGCUAUUUUUGGCUGAUGAGGAUUUUCCGGUCAGGGUUGGAACUUUUUCAUAUGCUGGGACUUGGAGGCAUUCCCAAACUUUCCAAACUGCUGAGAAUUUUGGGGGUGCCAUUUGUUACAUCCUGCUUUGGUGGUACAACGAAUACAAAAAUCAGCGGUUGAGAUGGGGAAAUGCCUUCUGCACUUACCUACAUUGUUAGUCCCUGGCUGCAAUGGCAGAAUAUCACAGAAUUAUUCUUUACCCUUUUGGCUCCUCCAGAACAUUUUCAAACCAAAACGUGUUUCUUCCCCCCCCCCCCUCCUCCCUCCCACACCCGCUGCAUAAUUUGGCUCAAUAGCCAGAGAGGGGCUUCAAAAUUCUUUUUUUUGGAAUAAAUCAAAGUAUGUCUCUUAAA